This is a messenger RNA of Impatiens glandulifera, 1869 nucleotides long. RefSeq names its product UDP-glucuronate 4-epimerase 6-like. Bases 101 to 1474 code for a protein of 457 amino acids. The record is from RefSeq and is a predicted model, not a curated record. The transcript has 2 exons. Lineage: Eukaryota; Viridiplantae; Streptophyta; Magnoliopsida; Ericales; Balsaminaceae.
GUUUCAGGGCUCUCGAAAAACUCUCUCUCAUCAAUUUUCGAGUUUUCAAAAAAGCCCUAGAAAUCAUCUCUCAUCACAUUCUCUCUCUAAAACAUCUAUCAUGUAUAGCAUCAAUAACACGCCAAUGGCGUCGCCGCCGGACACCAGCAAGACGACGAAGCUCGAACGGUACAACAGUUAUCUCCGACGAGUCAAUAGUACAAAACUAUUAGCUGCAUCUUCAAAACUUCUAUUCAGAUCAACUCUAUUAGUCGCUUUAGGAUUGAUCUUCUUCUUUACACUAAAUUAUCCACCACUUACUGAUAAUUCACAUCAUAUACAUACUACUACUCAUAACUUUCUCUCGUCUGCUUUCUACGGUAGCGGCGCUGCUUGGGAGAAACAAGUUCGUCAUUCUGCAACUCCUCGUAGACAGAAAGGAUUCUCUGUUUUAGUAACUGGCGCGGCUGGAUUCGUCGGUAGUCAUUGCUCAAUCGCGUUGAAGAAACGCGGUGAUGGAGUUCUAGGUCUUGAUAAUUUCAAUUCUUAUUAUGAUACUUCUUUGAAACGUGCGAGACAGAAUCUGUUAUCGAAGAAUCAGAUCUUCAUUGUUGAUGGAGAUCUUAAUGAUGCGGAAUUGUUAACGAAGUUAUUCGACAUUGUUCCGUUUACUCAUGUUCUUCAUCUUGCUGCUCAAGCUGGUGUACGUUACGCGAUGCAGAAUCCUCAAUCGUAUGUGAAAUCUAACAUUGCUGGAUUUGUUAAUCUUUUGGAAGUUUGUAAAGCUGCCGAUCCACAACCGGCGAUUGUUUGGGCUUCUUCUAGCUCUGUUUACGGUUUAAACAAACAGAAUCCAUUCUCUGAAGAUCAUCGAACAGAUCAACCUGCAUCUCUUUACGCUGCCACGAAGAAAGCUGGUGAAGAAAUCGCUCAUACUUAUAAUCAUAUCUACGGUUUAUCACUCACCGGCCUUCGUUUCUUCACUGUGUAUGGACCUUGGGGCCGUCCAGACAUGGCCUAUUUCUUCUUCACCAAAGACAUCCUACAGGGAAAACCGAUUAACAUCUACGAAACACAAGACGGACACGCGGUGGCGCGUGACUUCACAUUCAUAGACGAUAUCGUAAAAGGAUGUAUAGGAUCACUAGACACAGCAAAAGCGAGCACCGGUAGCGGCGGGAAGAAACGAGGACCGGCGCAAUUGAGAAUAUACAAUCUCGGCAAUACAUCGCCGGUGCCGGUGAAAAAACUGGUUGAGAUUCUUGAAAAUUUGUUAGGGAAGAAGGCGAAGAAGCAUGUGAUAAAGAUGCCACGAAACGGCGACGUUCCGUAUACACAUGCUAACGUGAGCCUGGCGUAUAGAGACUUCGGUUAUAAACCGACUACAGAUUUAGCGACGGGAUUGAGGAAAUUCGUUAAAUGGUACGUUAGUUAUUAUGGAGUUGAGUCGAGGGUAAAAAAGGAAAUAGAAGACAGCAAGAAUAAUAAUGAGUGAGGAAAGAUGGAUGGAUGGAAGGACAACUAAGCAUAUCACAUGGGGACAUAUAAAUUUUUUUUUUAUUAUUGUUGUUUAUUUUUAUAGUUUUUAAAUUAAAAUUUUUAUUUUCCCACUUUGAAAUUAAUUAAAUGUUGUUGUAUUUAUAUAAUGAUGAUGAUAAUAAUUAUAAUAAUAGAUUUAUGUAUAAAUAAGAUGAGAGAUGGUGGAUAGAGGUGGGAGUAAGUGUAGAUCUGUGGGGGGGGGGGGGGGGGGGGGGAGUUGGAAAGUGUAAUAAUAUUGAUGAUGAUAGAUGAUUUUUUUGCCCUAAAGAGGGUGAAGAUCAGCCGUUGGAUUGAUAUUUAAUGAUUUGUGAUGGACAACAAUGAUCAAAUCAAUAUUCUUCUCUUUAUUUU